AUGGGAUUGAAGGGUUUGUUUACUGUCUGUUUCAAACAGAAGAGUCCACCACCUUGGGGAACAAUAGAUGUUGAGGAAGAAGUUGCUUUGGAGAAUGCAAAACUUUACACCUACAAAGAGUUGCAGAUUGCAACUGAGGAUUUCAGUCCUGGGAACAAAAUUGGGGAAGGAGGUUUUGGUUCGGUCUACAAGGGGACGCUAAGAGAUGGAAGAUUGGCUGCUAUUAAAGUUCUGUCUUCUGACUCAAGCCAGGGAGUUCGAGAGUUCUUGACGGAGAUUGUUACAAUUUCACGUCUAGAACAUGAAAACCUUGUAAAGUUGUAUGGCUGCUGUGUUGAGGCACGCCAAAAGAUAUUGGUCUAUGGCUAUCUCGAAAAUAACAGCCUUGCGCAAACUCUUUUAGGUGGUGGCCGAAGCAACAUCCGGUUUAGCUGGAAAACAAGAACUAAGCUGUGCCUUGGUGUUGCACGGGGGCUUGCAUAUCUCCACGAAGAAGUUCAACCCCAUAUUAUACAUAGAGAUAUUAAAGCAAGCAAUAUUCUUUUGGAUAAGGACCUAAGCCCCAAAAUUUCAGAUUUUGGCCUAGCAAAGCUCUUUCCAUCUCAUUUAACCCAUGUUAGCACACGGGUUGCGGGAACUUUAGGUUAUUUGGCUCCUGAGUAUGCAAUUCGAGGUCAAGUGACACGGAAAGCUGAUGUUUACAGCUUCGGUGUACUCCUAAUGGAAAUUGUGAGUGGCAGAUGCCAUACAAACAGGCGGUUACCUGUUGGGGAACAACAUCUUCUAGAAAGGGUAUGGACACUCUAUGAGAAAGGGGAGCUUCUCCAGUUAGUAGAUAUGGAUCUGGAAGAUGAUUUUGACGUUGAUGAGGCCUCCAGGUACCUGAAGGUCGGUAUUUUAUGCACCCAAGAUGAGCCAAAGAAGCGGCCUACCAUGUCUACAGUGGUACAAUUGCUGUCAGGUGUGCUAGAUUUGGAUGAUAAACAGUUAUCCAAACCAAGGCUUCUGGAAGAGCUAUUAGGUAUUAGGGGUCAAAAGAACAUCUCAACGUCCAUAGAAUCUGCUAGUUCCGGAAAUCCUUCGAUUUUCUCCUCGUUCGUUCUUUCUCUUCGCUACCGCUCUCCAAGCCGCUCGCCAUCGGUGAGUGAUACAAUCUUGCUCGAUGGGUGUGAUUUCGAGCAUUGGCUCGUCGUGGUGGAGAAGCCGGAUGAAAGCUGGACCAGAGACCAGAUAAUUGACAGCUAUAUCAAAACCCUGGCUCAAGUCGUCGGAAGUGAAGAAGAAGCAAGGAUGAAAAUAUAUUCAGUUUCUACGAGGCACUACUUUGCAUUUGGAGCUCUUGUUUCAGAAGAGCUCUCUUUCAAGCUCAAAGAACUGCCUGGGGUGAGGUGGGUCCUCCCAGAUUCUUACUUGGAUGUCAGGAACAAGGAUUAUGGAGGAGAGCCCUUUAUCAAUGGACAGGCUGUUCCGUAUGACCCCAAGUAUCAUGAGGAGUGGGUGAGAAAUAAUGCUCGUGCAAAUGAGAGAAAUAGGCGUAAUGACAGACCCCGUAACAACGACCGCUCUAGAAAGUUUGAACGAACAAGGAUGCAAGAGAAUAACGGAGGCAAUACGUACCCAAGUGGGCCAAACAACCCAGGCUUUGCACCUCCCAGAAACAUGGGGCCGGGCAAUGCACCUAAUCCACAAUUUGGAAAUGCAACGAAUCCUGGAGGAGCACCGUAUCAGUCUCCAUCUGGGCCAAAUCAGAACAAUUAUGCUCCAAACAUGCCCGGUGGCAACCCCUAUCAAAGUAACAACAUGAGUGGUGUCGCUAAUCAGUAUGGAAAUGUACCAAACAAUGGUCCACCUUAUCAAUCUGGACCUGGGCUGAAUCAACACGGGUAUGCACCAAACAUGGCUGGUGGCAACCCUUACCAGAACAGCAAUGCAGGCAUGCCCAACAAUGCGCCAAAUCUGCAGUAUGGAAAUCCACCAUACCCUGGAGCUUCCUAUCAAUCUGGACCUGCACUGAAUCAAAACAGCUAUACACCAAAUACAGCAGGUGGAAGUCCUUACCAGAACCAAAACAUCCCUGGGAGAGAUUAA
This is a messenger RNA of Oldenlandia corymbosa var. corymbosa, 2088 nucleotides long. Lineage: Eukaryota; Viridiplantae; Streptophyta; Magnoliopsida; Gentianales; Rubiaceae. The record is from the annotation of a GenBank genome assembly.